Rotaria sp. Silwood1 is the source of this 516-nucleotide messenger RNA. NCBI's taxonomy places the organism in Eukaryota, Metazoa, Rotifera, Eurotatoria, Philodinida, Philodinidae. The record is from the annotation of a GenBank genome assembly.
AUGACAGAAGUUUCAAUUGAACUAAAUUCAUCAUAUCUUAAUAUUGACGUUGAACAUCAACAAGCUGAUGAAAACACUACUGCAUCAACAACAUGGCGUCAAGAAUCACAUACAAUUGAUCCGUCUUCUAAAACAGUCUCAACACCAUCAGAUAAAUAUAUACAACCAAAGUCAUUAGCUUCGACAAUACCAACGCUGACAACAUCAACAAUCUAUGAUGUUGGUAAUGGUGGCACUAGUAAUGAUCCACCUUGUUCAUCAUAUACAGUUGUUAACGAUCCUUUGCGCAGUAUAGCUACAUCUGGAAUAGGUGGUUCAUGUGAUAAUGGUCCCUUAUUUAAUACAAGUAUUGGUGGCAGAUGGAUUCGAUUUAUCGGUACAGGAGGUACUACCAUACCUCUGACACCACCAGGAAUAUAUCAUUGUGGUGCUUUUCUAGCAGGAUGGUAUAAUGGAACAUCAUCAUCAAUAGAACGUCGAAAAUGGAAUUCAUCAAUUCUUAAUAGUCAACGUUAG